Messenger RNA from Chara braunii, 1913 nucleotides. Lineage: Eukaryota; Viridiplantae; Streptophyta; Charophyceae; Charales; Characeae. The record is from the annotation of a GenBank genome assembly.
CCUGCACCGUAACUUGUCUUCGUUCUUCCAAGGAGUUGAGAGGUCCAGAAGAUUCCCUUUAGUCUAGAUUAGUUCCCUAUGACAAGUUAGUAGUAACCAGUUCAUGUAACUGGUCAUGCCUUGCGUACAUAUGCUGACCGUGUAUGGCGUUUUCCCGUCAUGUCUUUCUCCUUCAUCUUCUGUUUCCGUUAUAUGCAGGCCUUCUCGCUCAAACACCAGUAAGGCGCACUUGUUGUCUUCCUUUCUGUACCUGGUCAACGUGACGAGCAGUUACUUGUUGAUGUUGAUUGUGAUGACAUACAACGCUGGACUGUUCGUUGCUGUGGUUCUGGGUCUAUCGUGCGGUUAUCUGAUCUUCCGGAGGCCUGCUGUGAGAGCCAACGAUGCCUACUCGGCAGAGACCUGCUGUCCGUAACGGCUGACGUUUUCCUUCCCUGCGGCGGACUGACAUGUUUUGCGAGGUGUCCAUGGCGAUGGCAGCAGCAGUGACAUCAGCACUUUUUCCGGGAUUCUUUUACUUUUUUCGUGCAAGCCAAUUAGCGAGAGACGGCGAAGAGUGUCCCUUUUUUUUAAUCUCUUGGCGAUUGACCCAUUGCACAUGCAACAGAUCUUGUUGCCGAACAGACGACAAAUGGAUUUACUCCUGAUUCCAGGAGGCCUUUACUUCUUCGUUCCAGCCAUUUACAAUGCGAGAGAUGGCGAAGAGUCUGUUUCAUCUCUUGAUGAUUGACCGAUUGCACAUGCAAGAGAUUUUGUUGCAGAGCGAACGUCAAACGGAUUUACUACUGAGUCUGCCCUGACGUCAGCACUGCCAAGGGACGGUGAUCAGUGAGGAACUAAAGAGGGCUAUCCAUACGCAAUGCCAGAUGGACAGAGGGUUUCUGAUGAUCGGUGAUGGGUUGCAUUUGCAAUCGCUAUGUGUUGCCUGAGGAGGAGGGACACUUCGUGUAUGUUCUGUUGUGGAGAGUGGCGGAGUGGUGGUGGUCUCCCCCCCCCCCCCAACAUUGACGCACAUUACCUUCUGGAGGCGCAGCUUGUGUGCCAUCGAGCAAUGCAGACAGGUAUGUGCUUAACAUGUAUAUAUGUUGUACUUCUAAUUUGGAGCACAGAAAGCAAGAGACCUCUUCCAGAAGGGGAACGAUCUAUAUCUAUCAGCCCAGCUGCUGAUUUACGUUACACCAGCGCUGCUACCGUGCGAUCACCGAUCACGGCGAUCAGCAAAGGGCUAGGGAUUAGCCCAGAUGCCCAGAUCUGAAUACACAUAAAUGACCAAAAGCCGAUGCUGAGAACAUGAUAUGCGAAAACAGUUGAUCAUGCCCCUUUAGCACAGGCCAUGGGAGGUGACCCAUUUGUGUGAUGUGACUCAUGUUCAGUUAGUCAGAUACCGUAAGCUUUACAGGUAGAAGAUUCAAAUGUAUUGAAUGUGCCCUCAUCAGGAGACAGACAGGACUCCAUCCUACCUGUGGCAAUUUCCCGCCAUCUCGCAGACUGGUGCUUGCAUUUUUAUGUUGCUUCAACAGUUGAUCGACUGUCUGCCGCGCUCUGUUCGUUACCUGUGUCUGUGUGAACUUCCUCUGUUGGAUGUCAACGAUGUUGACGAGACAAUUGACUUUUCAGCUGUGUUAUUUCUCGAUAGUGUCGGCUGUUCUUGUUAUUGCAUAGAGAUGAUCAGUACUAUUCAGUAGUAUAGGAUGGAUUGGCAGCCAGGCCGACGGACUAGCUCAGUUGAUCUCGCGCGCAAGUGGCAUUCAGGAGGUCGUGGGUUCGAUCCUGCACAGCCGCCUGCAGCUGGCUUCGUGUCCACCAGCUGAGAUAGUUGGCCUGGCUGGUCGUGGUACGCUGCUAUCCCUUGCUGGGUGGGGCUCAGAUAGAGGCCUCGCCCUGGGAGCGAGAGAUAAAUGCUUGCGCUGGUA